ACGACUCUACGAUCAUCUUUACGUUCUAGUGCACAAGGUACUGCAUUCUCCACUACCUUUUCCUCUUCGCAGCAAUCGACUUCUCUUUUUUCGUCUAUUUCAAAUUCUACUGUCGCUACUUCCCUUCAUCAUCCUAACGGCAACAUGGAAGAUCAAAAAAUGGUAGCCGCAGCAGCAGAUCUUUACCGACAAAUAGAAGAACUUGAAAAUCAAAUCACAGUUACACGCGAACGUAAUACACACGUCGAACACGAGCUACAUGAAACUAAUCAUACGAAUUUAACAUUGUGGCAGCUUAUACAGAAACAAGAUAUGAUGAUACGAUACUUGGAGGAAAAACAAAUCGAGACAGAAAAUCAUAUAACGCAAGGCAUAGAACAGCUAGCAGUUGAACGACAGGAAUUGGGUGAAUUGCUCGAUACUCUAGAAAGUAAAAUCAAACAUGGCGAUCAAAAAAUCAAUAAAGCCAUUGAUAAGAUGACACUAGUAACGGCAAUCAUGCUGAAAGAGGAGGAUCAUGCUAUUUUGAAGAAGCGAACGGAGGAGUUGGAGAAUCAAGUGAUGACAUUAGACAACAUUGUAGAGCAAUUGCAGCUAACGGCUGACAUUGACUUGGUUGGAACAGCUUCAGCUCAACAACAGCAACAGCAGCAAGCAAGUAGGAUAAAAGAGUUAGAGGCUGCACUUGUAAAUUCAAACGAGCAAGUGAAAGAUUAUUCACGAGUAAAGCAAUCGUUAGAAAUGCUGCAAGAAGAAUAUAACAUGCUGCAGAAACGCAAGCGACCCUCUUUUUAUCGUACGAGCAGAAUUGGUAAAUAUCACCAAGUGCUUGAUUGGAUGGAUGAGAACAUGCGUGACAAACCUGAGAUUAUUGAGGAAGUGGCUAAUAUGGUUUAUGAUGUCUCAGAAAUGACUAAUAUCAUACACAAUUUAAAUGAUCAAUUAUGCAUUGAGCGACAGCAAACAAAGGAACGAUUAAAAUUGUUGGAGGCUGAUAUAUUAAAUCUCACAGUAAUGAAUCACCAUCUACAGCAACAGAAAAAGCCAUGCGAGAGUCUUUCAAGAAUGGAAAGCGGACGACGGUCAUUGUCACCAGCACAUACAGCACAGAGUAAUAAUUUGAGCAAAGUCGAUGAAAACCAACGAAUCUCGAGCGCAACCAAUUUGUCAGAGCUAUCAUCCACUGUUCCCUCAAGGACUCAGCCACUUCCGCCAAGAAGUCAUACGAUGUCCAGCAACACACAGCCUCAAGUCAUGGAGCCACUACCAAUACAACCACGAUACACUCCUUUGUCACCUCGACUUAUGCCACGCCCAUCUCCACCUUUGAACCCACCACCACGGCAGCCUCUUCCUCAAACUCCCGCUCCGCCCCCUCCCAUACAUGAUUUUGAACAAAUUAUCAAGAAUUACCAACAAAAACUCAUCAUAGCAGAAAACGAAAACCACGUUCAUCAACAAACGAUAAGAGCGCUAGAGGAAAAACUUACAACUGUUUCUACUCAACGACGACAAUCGUUGGAAAAUCUAAAAUAUUUAAUAGACAGUGAACGAAAACAAAAGCUAAAGGCUGUUGGAACUACAGCUACAAACAAAAAAGAAAAAAUUUCUCUGCUUUUAGAUCUAUUUUCCUUACUUACAAACAUACUCCAUCGUAUCAAUUGUAUAUACUUCCAUAAUUAAUUUUUAGGUGCAAUUACAUUUUGUAAAUAGAUUAUUUUAUCGUUGUUAGAUAAAUGAAUAAGUUAACUCUCUAUUAAUACAUAUCUAAUAUUCAUUUGGGAUAAUGAGCGUUUCUCUAACCCGUCACUACUUGGCUGGCAAAGCCUUAUUUUGAGCAUUAUUAAAUUGACGAAUAACCAGCCUACACUCUGUCUCUUUACAGAGAUCGGGUAUCUUAUUUUUAUCCACAGGACUUUGUUUAAAGAACGUAAGGCCUGUGCCUCUUUCUACUGCAUCCAAGGGUACUUGGAACGCUGUGAUAGGUGUAGCGUCCGAA
Messenger RNA from Mycotypha africana, 1999 nucleotides. RefSeq lists its product as uncharacterized. NCBI's taxonomy places the organism in Eukaryota, Fungi, Mucoromycota, Mucoromycetes, Mucorales, Mycotyphaceae. The transcript has 2 exons. The record is from RefSeq and is a predicted model, not a curated record. Bases 145 to 1683 code for a protein of 512 amino acids.